Amblyraja radiata (thorny skate) is the source of this 5060-nucleotide messenger RNA. RefSeq names its product transforming growth factor, beta receptor 1 b (gene tgfbr1b). NCBI's taxonomy places the organism in Eukaryota, Metazoa, Chordata, Chondrichthyes, Rajiformes, Rajidae. Gene Ontology annotation, molecular function: transforming growth factor beta receptor activity, type I; SMAD binding; ATP binding. The transcript is spliced from 9 exons. Gene Ontology annotation, cellular component: signaling receptor complex; plasma membrane. Bases 84 to 1610 code for a protein of 508 amino acids. The record is from RefSeq and is a predicted model, not a curated record. Gene Ontology annotation, biological process: protein phosphorylation; transforming growth factor beta receptor signaling pathway; cellular response to growth factor stimulus.
GCCGCCGUGUCAUGCGGCCGGCAGCGUGAGGCGGUCGGUCGGUCGGGCGGUCGGUCAGCGUGAGGCGCCCAGUGUCUGCGGCCAUGGCCCCGGUACCGCCACCGGCCCCGGCACCGCUCCCGCUCCCGCGCUGCGCCUUCAUCGCCUGCCUCCUCAUCCUCGGCGGCGUCUCCAGAGGGCUGGGUUUGAAAUGUUUCUGCUCCCAUUGUGAAUCAACGAACUACACAUGUGAGACGGAUGGGCUCUGUAUGAGCACACUCUCUCGCAAGGGAGAUCGAGUGCUACAUGGCAAAUUGUGUCUUUCAAAUGCUGAACUGAUACCUCCUGAUCGACCAUUUCUUUGUGCAACAUCCAAGAACGAUGUUGUAUUAAAUCGUUGCUGUGACACCGAUUUGUGUAACUAUUAUGAUCUUCCUGUGCCAACAAGAGUGACUCCAGUGGAGCCUCCAUGGCCAAAUUUGGGACCUGUGGAAUUGGCAGCAGUCAUCGCUGGACCAGUAUGUGUGAUUUGCAUUUUACUGCUGGUGACCUUCUAUUUCUUUCAUAAUCGCGCGGUCAUUCAUCAUCGUGUUCCCCAUGAUGAAGAUCCAUCUUUAGAUCAUCCUUUCAUUUCUGAGGGGACCACGCUCAAAGAUUUAAUCUAUGAUAUGACCACCUCAGGAUCCGGUUCAGGGUUGCCUUUACUUGUACAAAGGACAAUUGCAAGAACAAUUGUAUUACAAGAAAGUAUAGGUAAAGGUCGAUUCGGGGAAGUCUGGCGAGGAAAAUGGAGAGGUGAAGAGGUCGCAGUCAAGAUCUUCUCUUCGCGUGAAGAAAGAUCAUGGUUUCGUGAAGCAGAAAUUUACCAGACUGUGAUGUUGCGCCAUGAAAAUAUUCUUGGAUUCAUUGCAGCAGAUAACAAAGAUAAUGGUACCUGGACACAGCUGUGGCUGGUAUCAGAUUAUCAUGAACAUGGUUCCCUGUUUGACUACUUGAACAGGUACACUGUUACUGUAGAAGGCAUGAUUAAACUGGCACUUUCUACAGCCAGUGGACUUGCACACCUGCAUAUGGAAAUAGUUGGUACACAAGGAAAACCUGCCAUUGCACACAGAGACCUAAAAUCAAAAAACAUUCUUGUGAAGAAGAAUGGAACUUGCUGCAUUGCAGAUUUAGGAUUGGCAGUAAGGCAUGACUCGGCCACAGACACGAUUGAUAUUGCUCCAAAUCACAGAGUGGGAACAAAAAGAUACAUGGCUCCAGAAGUUCUUGAUGAUUCCAUAAACAUGAAACAUUUUGAGUCGUUUAAAAGAGCAGAUAUCUAUGCUAUGGGCUUAGUAUUUUGGGAAAUUGCACGGAGAUGUUCAGUGGGUGGUAUUCACGAAGACUAUCAGCUACCUUACUAUGACUUGGUACCAUCAGACCCUUCGAUUGAGGAAAUGAGGAAGGUGGUGUGUGAGCAGAAACUGAGGCCAAACAUUCCUAACCGAUGGCAAAGUUGUGAGGCUCUACGUGUAAUGGCCAAAAUCAUGCGUGAGUGUUGGUACGCCAAUGGAGCAGCCAGAUUAACUGCUCUUCGUAUCAAGAAAACGCUGUCUCAGCUCAGCCAACAGGAAGGCAUAAAAAUGUAGUCGGAUGCAGUCCAGAGAUCGAGCUGAUAGGAUGAUAACUGCAAGUGGAUUGCAGUAUUAUUGGAAGGGAUUCUUGUUCUACCUCAUCGAGGGAGCAGAAGAUGGAUCACUCUGUCUGCACCACAUUUUCUAAAUUACAUAGGAAAUUUCCAUCAUGCCUAGCUCUCUAAUGGACAUGUUGAGCGCAGGCUGAGGUCCACUUUGUGCACUGAACACUACCUUCCCAGGACAUUGACAUAUUAUGUAGCUUAGGUUUUUUUUAAAUUAACAUUUAACUUGAUGACAAAGUGUUAUUAUUGGUCUUAAUAGUAGAAAAGCUGGAACACUUAAGCCUUUACCAAUACUGCCCCAAAAUGUUGAAGAGACUGGUAAUGGGGCUAGUCCCACAAAGGAAUAUAAAUGUCUGUGCAAGAUACAGUAUUACACACAAAGGGUACUCUGUCUAAGGGUUUAGUACUAGUUUUACUGCUUAGCAAUUCAACCAAGUGAAUAUAAUUUUGAAUCCUUGCAAUUUAUUUUCACCUUUUAUUGGCUAAAACUUUGAGAGGAAUUCUACACUUCACAUUUGGUUUGAGCCAUUACGCCACUUUGAAAUGGCUUACAUACUUGGGAACAAGACUGAGACAAAUGCAUUAACUGUUGCUACUUUUCUUUUGUUGCAGGAAUAAGAUUUGUGUUGAAAUUGUGAGUUUCUGAAAUGGGUACGCAAAUCGGGCCUUGAUUUUGCCAGAAGUAAAAAAAAAAAAACCCUAACCUGUAUCAUGUACAAUUUCCAGGUUUAGCGAUAAUUUGGUGAGAGCCUCAAUCUGGGUUUUAGUUCAUUUUUGUUUUAACUAGACAAUGUUUGCAAUUAGUAUUUUUUUUCUAGUUUUUGUUUUAAACAUAUGAACGUCAAUUCCCAAUAGCCUGUUGGAGGUUCAUAACCCUCUACUCCAUGAACAUCAAAAAGAAAAUUAUGGGAAUAUGGUUAUGGUAGUCCACGAUGCACUUCCAUUGGUUGUUGUGCUGUGGUGGAAGCAGCCACUUAAAAUAGCAAGGAACAUACUUGCAAUUCUUCAACUUGGCUUCCUGACAAGAAACUCUUUGCUUCUUGGAAAUGGGGGGUGGGAUGCUGGGUACCUUUGGUAAAAUUUGCUCUAAUAUCAUCUGUCAAAUGAGUUUUUGCUAAGGAAGAGUUAUUUUGACGUUGUUGAAUUUUUAACAUAAAGUACAUAAUAUAGCAAAUGCCUCUCAACCAAAUAUAAUUAUAAUGCAUUUUAACACAAAAUGAUAGCAGCCAAAUGAAUUAUUAUUAUUGUAUGUAGCAUAGUAUGUAGAUUAAUCGACAAAUAUUUGCCUAUUUUUCUCUCUCCAUUUGCAGUGACACUAAGGACCCAAUCAAGUCUUACUCGGUGCAUUAAUUGUGUGCAUUUUAUCAUGCCAUCUUUUGGGGCGAAAACAUUUUACUUUGCUUUGUUUUAGGUGCCAUUAAACUCAAAUUAGCUUUAAUGAAUUUAGAAUUAUAAGAAUAGUUAUUAAAAAUGAACUUUCUAUUUGGAGUGGACUGGGUUUUUAUUUGGCUUUUUAAAAGACUAUUUUCUGCAGGUACAAGAAACAGCGCAAAAUCGGAAUGAAAUCAAUUUAUUCAUGAAAUUAUCUUUUUUGCAGCUUGGGAGUCUGUGUUUUUAUUUGCACAAAAUGCCAUAAUAGGCCUUAUGAUCUCGCACUGUAAUAUCUUGAACCAUGUGUAAAUCAAAGGCAAUCUGGCCACCUACUGCUAGGUAUUCUCGGAGUACUCAAUCUGCUUACACAUGUGCUUUACUUUUUUUGAGGGAGAAACGGCCUAAAAUUACAAUUUCACAGCUUUCUUACUUUAUACACUGCAAUUAUUGAUUAUGGCGUCUGCCUUAUCAGGUGUUUGAAGAUGAAUAUAAAGAUUCAACAUUCAAAUUUAACCUGGGGUGGAAAGACUUCAAGUUCUGUUUAUUGCAGUACAGAUGUGCAGUGUUGUUAUUCCUUGAAUUUGGCAAAGACGCAGUUAACUAAUCCAUUUGGUGCAUUACAAAUAGAUCCACUCUGAAAUACAUAGAUAAGUCUUGCUUUUAGUUUUAACUUAGUUUACAUAUAAUUGUAUAUUUACAAAUGAGAAAGCCCAGUGUGAGAAAAUAUUUUUAUUUCUACAACUUUUUACUUUUUAAUAUCAUAAAAUCUGUAGUGUGAUUAACAUGGUAAUAAACCUAGUAGAAAAGCAGGGAGAAACACUAUAUAGAAAAUGUUGCGUAUAGCUUCUAGCUCAAAUAAAUCCAGAUCUUUUUCUAUCAUCAUUAAUCUCAGUGUGUAGUUUCCUGGCUGAGAAACAGUAUUAUAAUUGCAAGCAAUGAAGGUCCCUGAAGUGGCUGAACUGCUGCUAAGCCCUUGGGUAAAAUGUGUGGUAGCUCUGUUCGAAAGAUUUCUCAUCAGUCAUUCCUGUUGUAAGUAAUCACUGAGCAUAUUGUCUAAAUGUAUAGUACAGAAAACGUCUUUAUCGUAUUACAAGUUUUGUAUGGUUAGCGAAUGAACGCAACAAAAUGGGCACCUCCCUAUAAAACCAUGGUAAUUACUGUGAUCUGCAGCAUGUUAAGUGUGCAUAUCGGAUGUGCUUCUUUAUUACUAUAUUGAAUUCACCCAUGACAACUCGGUAUAUGCAAGUGAUACUGCUGCAUAUGUUAAUGUUAAAUUAUGAAAUGCUGUUGAUUUUAUUUUCCUGUAUCGAAUGCCACUACCUGCCCUUUCUAACACAGUCCCACCAGCAUGGUGUUACGCCAUGCAGCCCCCAAUUACAGAACAUUUAUUCUGCACUCAAACAAUUUUAUGUAAUUCUGCUUUAAAUUAAAGAUACCUCCGGAAUGACCAAGUUAUAUUUACCUCACUGUGUCUGUGAUAUUUUAUAUAUAUGCACAAAUAUAUUAAUAUAUAUAUUAUAUCACACUGAUAGUUUCAGUAACUCAGCACGUUUGCAAACUCAUGUUGAUUUAUAUAAAAUAUGGAUGCUGUAUUAAUUUAAAUCCUGUAUCUGUCUAUGGUACUGAAGUGUUUUGUGUAUGUAUUGCGCCUGGCUUAUUGUAUACUAGAUAUUCCUUUUUAUUGUUUGUAUAAAAUUGCUGAUCCAGGAAGUAUCCAUGCUGCCCUUGCAUUGCUUUUCCAUUGGAGGUACAGCUUUACAGCUAAAAUGUAUGGAAAAAAAGAAAGAUACUGGAGUCAGUAAAUAGACAUACAGCAUUCAACAAUUUUUUUUUCUCCUUUCUUCCUAAAGUACGAUUAUCAUAAAUGAUGUAAUACAACUCCCUGAUUGUUAAAAUCAUGCUCUUUUGUACAACAUGCACAACAAAGAUGGGCAAUGCUAGAUACUGAGUUAAAUGGCUUAUUGAAAGUAUUGGCAUUGUACAAUGCAUCUGACAAAACCAGAUUAAAAUAAACUGUUUAUCACCUAGA